ACUAUUCUGCUCCUUCUCGGCCUCCGUAGUCGUCGCUUAGUGACGUCAUCAUCCCGGAACUGUUGUGAAUAGUGUCGCCGCUGACAGCCGGGAUGAGGGAGUCUGUGCUCCUUCGCCGUCCGUUCCCGGUCCUCUUGGUUCUUCUUGCCGGUGCCGUGUCCCAGCUACAAGCCUCCCUGAGAAAUGUUACCGGGGACGUGUUGGGCGCAGAGGCCAGGGGAUGGGUGGCGGCCUUUGGUGACUUCAAUGCGGAUAAACAGACGGAUAUGUUCAUCGUCAGAGGGGGUAAUGAAUUAAGAAUCUUUUUGGCAGACUUGAAGUCCACGCCGUAUUUCAGCCCCAAAGUCAAACUAUCAUUAGAGAGUGAAGGCCUGGUGAUAACUAGUGUGGUUCCUGGUGAUUACAAUGGAGAUUCUCAAAUGGAUGUUCUGCUGACCACUGUACCCAGUGCUAAAGCUGGAACAGAUCACCCAUUGUCUGUUGUUAUCUACUGGGGACAAAACCAAACCCUAAGUAUGAACCAAAAGUUGCAACUUAACAACACUUACCCAGAUGAGCCUCACAUUAUGGACUUUAAUGGAGACCUGAUUCCUGAUAUCUUUGGUGUUCCCACUGGAAGCCAGACUCCUCUAAUCACAUAUGGCGGGGAUCUGAUGGUGACAGGAAGUCUCGGUACAACACGUCAGAUGUUUGUUCCCCAUUCCCAUGCCUUUAUAGAUCUCACUGGAGACUUCACUGCUGAUCUUUUUCUUACAACUAUAGCAGAUGAUAAAAGUGUUCAGUUUGAGACUUGGGAAAAUCAGGGUGGAAAUUUCUCAGGAGCCACAUCCACCGCCUCAAAGCCGAAGGAUGCCAAAAUCAUUGGACAGUCUCUUUUUGCUGAUUUUGAUGGAGACGGUUUCCAGGACCAUUUGCUGCCAGUCUGUGAAGAUGACGAAUGCCUGAAAAGUGUCAUUUAUCUCAUGAAACAUGGCUCCACACAGUGGGUACCAGUGCUGCAGAAUUUUACCAAUGCAAAUACAUUAUGGGCUUUUGUACGCCAGGACUCUACACAUCUCCCAUCUCUGCCCAUCACUCUCCACAUUGGGGAUUACAAUAUGGAUGGCUACCCUGAUGCCCUUGCCAUCCUGAGGAAUACAUCUGGGAGUAACCAGCAAGCCUUCCUGCUGGAGAAUGUUCCCUGUAAGAACAGCACAUGCUCCAGGAUGUUUGACGUCCACUGGGAGAUUUCUGACCUCAAUCAGAUAAAAGACGCGAUGGCGACAACCUUCUUUGAUAUUUACGAAGAUGGCAUCCUGGACAUCAUUGUAUUAAGCAAGAGAACCUCGGAGGACGGCACCAUCCACGUCCUAAUGAAUAACUUUGAAGCUGAUGCUUAUUUUGUCAAAGUUAUAGUGCUCAGUGGAAUUUGCUCCAAUGACUGUCCACGUCAAGUAAAGCCUUUUGGUGUUAAUCAGCCAGGUCCAUACAUCAUGUACAUGACAGUGGAUGCUAAUGGUUAUCUUAAAAACGCAUCAGUUGGGCAGCUAAGUCAGUCUGCACACAUGGCCCUCCAGCUGCCAUACAAUGUCCUGGGCUUAGGGCGCAGUGCCAACUUCCUUGAUCAUCUGUACGUUGGGAUCCCACGACCCCCAGGAGAAAAGCAAAUACGGAGACAAGAGUGGACUGCCAUCAUCCCCAACUCCCAGUUGAUCGUCAUCCCAUACCCCCAUCAGAACCCCAAAAACUGGAGUGCCAAAUUGUACCUGACCCCCAGUAACAUUGUCCUGCUGACGGCCAUCGCCCUCAUUGGGGUUUGUGUUUUCAUUCUGGCAAUAAUUGGCAUCCUGCACUGGCAAGAGAAGAAAGCAGAUGAUCGGGAAAAGCGACAAGAGGCUCAUCGCUUUCAUUUUGACGCAAUGUGAUCCGCAACAGCUCGUUGGAUACUGACGCCACAAUUAUCCUGAUGAACAACAGGAAAAUGAGAUAUCUGUAUAUAUUGCACUCCGUUUUAAUUUAUUGGUGUGUCCACAAGAUACAAUGAUUUGAAGGGCAUCCAGUAAACCCAACAUAAGGAUGUCUGAUGAUAUUUUACAUUCUGUCGUGUGGUGUAUAAUUUAUUGGAAGGGAUUGUGUUACUUGAAUGUCUGGGAAUUAUAAUGUAUGUCAUCACAGCUCAGUGGGGGUUAUUUAUAAAGCCAUUGCUGUCACCCCUGGCAAGUAAUCCAAUAACUAGCCUCAACCUCCAGUUCCCGAAUAAGGGCUAAAACCUGAUUGGUUGCCAUAGGCUACUGCAUUGGUGUUCAUGCUUAUGCGUGACUCCCAUCAUCUCCCAUCAUUUAUACCUGCUAUUUUUCUGUUAUUUUGCAUGUUUGCACAAGACUAACGAAAAAUAAAGUGGCUUUUUUUAUGCUGUUAUUGUGGUGACCCAGUGGGGAAGUGUUUUGUAGGAUAGGAUAAUUAGUAGUUACUGGGAAAGCUUUGAUUUUCUAAAAUAUCUGUUGCCCACACAAAGCCAUACACAUGCAACUUGCUGGAAACUAAAGACAGUAUGGAGGCAUGUGGCACUGUGCACAUCAUGUAUGAGAUUACUGCCCAGUACAACCAGCCACAACUCAGCUUUCAUUAUUCUACUGCAGUUGUUGAAGAAAUGUAUAGGGUAGAAUUCUGUGAGCAACAAGGCCAUAAGUCCAUGGUGCCUCAUACCAUCCCACAAUAGCCAAUCAGGAUUGCAGCUUGCAACCUGUCUUAGGAAGGCUGUAAACUGAUUGGUCAUUGUCGAUAAGAGUUAUUUCUUGAAAUCUCUUACUUACCGGCAAAUGUAACAAUUGAAUUUGUGUUGCUUGUUUCAGUGGUGCAUCGGGGUUCUUAAUUCUAUACUGAUUUCCAUUUGGUUAAUGAAUGAUUUGCCAAAUUGAUGUGUAUGUUGUGUUAUGUUUGAUUGCAGAUGUUAAAGGUAUGCAGAUGCUUUUUUUUAACCAACUGCCGCUGUAAUACAGGAGGGCACCAUAACAUUGUACAGGACUUAUGCUGCGUUACUGUAUACUGCACACUAAGGAAAGCGGCACCUGCUGUAAUUGAUAACACUACAGUGGUCCCUCAAGUUACAAUAUUAAUCGGUUCCAGGACGACCAUUGCAUGUUGAAACCAUUGUAUGUGGAGACCAUAACUCAAUGGAAAAUGUCAUCCAAAAAUAGGAAAAGGUGAGAAUUAAAGAAAAAUAAGUAGAUAACUAAUAGAGAUAAAGCAAAUCCUUACAUAUAAAAGUAAUAAAGAUCUGCUGGGAGCUGUAAAUCACUGUCUAUGUCAGUGUUUCCCAACCAGGGUGCCUCCAGCUGUUGCAAAACUACAACUCCCAGCAUGCCCGGACAGCCGUUGGCUGUCCGGGCAUGCUGGGAGUUGUAGUUUUGCAACAGCUGGAGGCACCCUGUUUGGGAAACAAUGGUUUAUGUAGAGGACAGGAGCUUCUUCAGGGUCCUAUACAGUACACACACUGUCCUAAAUGGAGCCACCCUUACUUGGUGUCCAAAGGAGCAGCUAACCCCAUCACCGGUAAGGAGUAGUACAGAACUUGUAGUUCCUCCCUGUACUGUAGGGGGCGCUACCAGACAGCCAGUCAGUGCAUACGCUUCAGUAAUACAGGUGAUUUACCAGUAAAAUGCCCAUUCUGAUUGGUCAGUUCCUCCAGUUGUGACACAUUUCGCAGAUCUGGACUGUCUGUAGCAUUGUAUGUUGAGUCUGGUUUCAAGUUACAAUGGUCCAGAAAAGACCAUUGUAUGUUGAAACUAUUGUAUGUUGAGGCCAUUGUAAGUUGAGGGAUCACUGUAUUAUAAAACACAAAUAGUUAUGUAAAACAUUCAUCUCCAACCUGUUGCUCCCCAUCUGUUACUAACCUACCACUCCCAGCCUGCUCUGAGUUGUAGUUUUCCAACAACUGGAAAACAUGGAUUUAGAAGAGUUCUGACGAUAUUUGUUGUAUGUUGCUCUGUAGGCUUGCAGUAUGUUCUAUUAGGUUAUUACUGAAUUGCCUUUACUGCAUACUGAUGAAUGCCAGUACAGACUAGAAUUUGACAUUUCCAGGGACACCUUUCUGCUUUGUUCUGUUAAUACUCUUAGUAUGAAUGUUGCUGUCAAACACUCCAUUCCUGUAUUUUGUCCUGUGCGCUGAUAAACUUACGUCUCACAAUCA
Messenger RNA from Hyla sarda, 4168 nucleotides. It is a transcript of the gene ITFG1, whose product is annotated as integrin alpha FG-GAP repeat containing 1. The transcript has 18 exons. Bases 93 to 1904 code for a protein of 603 amino acids. Gene Ontology annotation, cellular component: plasma membrane. The record is from RefSeq and is a predicted model, not a curated record. Lineage: Eukaryota; Metazoa; Chordata; Amphibia; Anura; Hylidae.